AUGACAAAGGAGCAGGCUAUAAAUCAAUUGAUUUUAAAAAGCGGAUAUCGUGGAGCUGAUGAUGCAAUUGAGGACAUGGAAGUUCAACGCUACCAAUCUGCUAAAUUUAAACUAUCCUACGAAGAUUUUGCCAAAUUAUAA
Molecule: messenger RNA, 141 nt
Organism: Babesia microti strain RI
Lineage: Eukaryota; Apicomplexa; Aconoidasida; Piroplasmida; Babesiidae
Exons: 2
Coding region: 1-141 (46 amino acids)
Source: RefSeq, a predicted model, not a curated record